AUAUAGAUGUAUUUUGAUUUUUCUAUUGGAAAGCUCUUAUCUUUUCAAAUUGUUAGAAAACAAUUUUUUCCUGAGGAUAUAUAAUGAGUAAAUAAUGUAGUCUUUCUAGAACAGUUUUGCUUAAAUGAAGGUGUUUUUAGGGUUGUUGAGAUGCCCGAGAAGAAGUAAAUGAAUAUACUAUCAAUGAAAGCUAGGAAUUGAAAAGUAUUACUGUAUUGUUGGGCAUUCUCAUUGAGUUUAAGCUGCCUUCCUUGAAUAUUUAGAAAGCCUUUUGCAAGUAAAGGGUGUUAUUGCAAGUAAACAAUUGUGCAAAAUUUUGCAUUUGAUUAUGUGCUAAAUUUUUUAUAAUUUAAUUUCAGUAUCGAAGUGGUAAUUUUUACCAUGAUUUUCUAAAUAAAUGCAAGAAUGCAAAAUGUAUUUAGGACAUUUCUCCUUUCCUAUUAAGUAUAAGAACUACUUUGACGGCUCCUUGUGUGGUGGUUUGGUUUUGUUUUAAAGCUCUUCUUUCUUUGGCAAAACUGAAAUAUUUCAGUAUUAGUAUUGAUAUAAAUUGCACACUGGAGGAUUCAGUUUCCUCAUUCAGGUAAUCUCUCCUGGCAUUUUAAAAUGAGGUAGCCUGCCUGUGCGCACAUGUAUGCCAAGAUGCAGGUUUAUGUUUGUCUAAGAAUGACAUAAGCAUAUAUUUGCUAAAUCAUAAAACACAAGAGGCGAGAGAAGCUUGGGCAGACUGGUCAUAAUGAAGCAAAGCAUUUCUAUCAUGGGAUGAUAGCACAGGGUUAGAGACCUUCCACUGGGCUUCAGGUUGCACUGCUGCUUUUUAAUGAGUUUAUGGAUGUAUACAAGGCACCUCUGUCAGAGGUAUCAUUAGGCAAGUAUGAGAGCCAAGGCAGCGGCCCAAAUACUUGUCAACAUCAACAAUUGCUUGAGCAGGUCUACUCAGAUAGGGAGAGUGCAUUUGAUAUUUGGAGUUGAUGUUAAAACAGCCACGUUGGCAAGAUACUGCUGCUUCUGUGCUGAUGAUGUAUUUGAAUGACACUGAAUUGGCCUUUACUUUUUUUGUACAGGAGUGUUGUGCUUUGUUUUGUUUUUCUUCCCCAGGGGUGAUAACUCUAAAUCAAGUUCCAUUACUGACCAGCAAUAUUCUGUUCUUAUAGUACCCUGAAGUUACUGUUCAUGUUUGUGGAAAGAAUGAGUUUUAGAUUAAUAGACAAAACUCCUUGUUUUUGAAAGAUAACCCCAAAAUUAACAAACAUUCUCAUACACACAUAAAAUAAAAAGAUGCCAAGGUAGGAAGAUGCUUAGAUUUAGAAGCUUUUAAUGCUUCCUUCAUUAAAGGUAUUGGUAUUUUUGGAUUUGAGGGUCUGGUUUGGUAGUGCAGUUGGCAAUGCUGUGCCUGGGUCUGUACCAGCGGUUCUUAUGGAGGUCUGUUUCAGGAAUACAGCCUGGAAAUUGAAGCUUUCUGACAUUUUAGUUGGGUUAAAAUGCCUAAGAAGUCACAUCCAUACUCUUAUCAAGAAGUCAGUGGCUUUGUUCAGUAUUUAAAAAUCUUAAGUAAAAACUUGAUCUUAUUUGUAACCCUGAAGUGCUUUUAGUGUUCUGUCUCUGAGUUAACUGGUGUUAAUAUUCUGGGAGGGAAAGGUAUUUGCAUUCAUGAUUUUGUUGAGCCUUUUAUUCACACAUAGGCACAACAAACUGCUAAUACUGAAUCUAAGCAACUAGGAGCACCUACCUGGAGCUUAGAGGAAGUCUUUUGUCCUGACCCAGAAGCCCUGUCAUGGAAUUUUGUGCAUCUAAUGUAGGAGUCUACAGUUACAUUUACAAACUGUCAGACAACUAUGGGACAACUUAGACCAAAGACAGACCCGAAGGAGGAGGCAACAAAAUGCUACGCAAGGAGGAAGUGUUUUCUAGUGCCAUAGGACAUACAUCAAAACUGUUCCCAGCCUUCUCCCUUUCUUGCUAUCUCAGCGCUGACAAGUAAUUUACCUUCUUUGUGCCUUGUUAUCACCCUCCUUUUAAGGUGAGGUGAUUGCUUUUAAUGAAGAGGCUACAGAACUGUAUUCUGAUCUAAUAAGCGAUGCACGGUGUCAAGAGUGGGGAUGGAGACCUAACCCUGCCAGGGGAGCUGGUUGAUGGGGGCUGGGUUAGGGGAAGGUGGGAUAGUCUUGAGAGUCUUGAAUUUGCAUCUCUGUGCCCGGGUGAGUGUUGUGUCAGGUGGCUUUGUAGAGGAGGUCACACCCUCUCACACUACUGUGGUUGAGAUGGAGCUGGCUUUGUUGUUCAGAAGUAGUUAUUGGCGGCCUCUUUAAAAAGAAGACCCUGUGCAACUUUUUUCAUUCAGAUGCAGAUACAUGUUUGCCUGUAGGGUACAUCCUCUGUGGGCCUUUUUCACUGGCUUUUUCCUGAAGGGUCUGAUUAAAAGGCUGACUUUUGGUUCUCUGUGAGGUUCUUAAUCCCUUGGUGUUUGUUCUAGAAAUCUUCCACAUGGAACUGAGGCUUCUGGAUUGCAUUUUAGAAAUGAGGCACCAGUUUAUGUAUGGAGUGGAUUGAGUAGCUUUUCCCUAGCCAGGUUACUUACUUGGCUUUAAAUCAUGUUGUCAGUGAACAGAAUUAUCAUCUCCUUGGUUCUGUGCACUUAGAUGAUUUCAGUCCAGCUCUUAUGCAGAGUUAUUUCAUACUUUCCUGUUUCUCAGUUGAGUAACUUUGGCGGUCUCAUCAAAAAGGUCAAAGAUGGAAGAAACCAAAGUGGUAGAUCAACUAUCUCCCUUGGAGCAUGGUUCAAGGCAUUUUCCCCAGGUGGUUAUAAAUCCGGAAGCUAUUCUAUUAUGUUUUGGGUUUGGUGGUGUUUUGGGGGUUUUUUUGUUGUUGUGGGGGUUUUUUGUUUUAUUGUUUGUUUUAUUUGUUUCUUACUGUGAAGAUGAACAGAACUACUCAGUUUUGCUGUGUGCUAAAAAGUAUUUUAAGAUGACAGUUCUUUGUGAGUGACUUGAUUUAUGAGAGAAAAGUACAAUUUGGAGGUGGAAGGGUAUUCCGUGUUUAGUGACAGCUAUAACUGAGUUAUUCUAAGUGAAGAGUAUACCUGGGAAAAUGCUCUAGAUAAAGUGCAGGAUGUCUGCCUGUUUACAAGUAAUCAUCUGAGCUGUACAGUUUGGAUGCCUGAAGGGAAUGUGAAAAUCUAUUGACAUCUUUAGUUACUCAACUAGUUUAUUUUUGGGAGCUCAUGAAUUGGCAGAACAUGGUGACCCUGUCUGAAGGGGAAAAGUGUAAUGACUUUGAAUGCAGGAAACUUAGAGAAUAUUUAGUCAAAUUACUUGCCACAAUUUCUUUGCAGCAACUAUAAUGGAGAUUUUAACCCUUUGCCUUCCCAUUGAAGAUUUUUGCAUAGUGUUGAUAUAUUUUAAUGGAAACCCAGGACAACUCUGUCAACACAAAUCUGCUUAAUGCAUCAUACAACAGAAUUGAAUAGUCUGAGGUUUUCUUGUUUGAAGAAGGGGAAAAAUGUUUUAUGGUAGAUGGCUUGUUUGUGACUCUUUGUGAUGUUAUACCCUUCAUUUGGAAUAGCUGUAGUUUGGAUUCAAAAUUGGUCCUGGGCACAAAAUGCUACAACAUAUAAAAGACAGGGCUGGUAUGUGCACACAUAAUAUUGGAUGGUGAGCAAGUAAGGAGCUGAAAGAAGUUAUAUUUAUGUACAGAAGCACAGCUGUAUUUUGCAUUACAUUUAUACUGGGUUUGCCCUCUGUGGCUUGACAGAACCAGCAAACACGGUAAAAAAACUGACAGUAACAACUGUGAAGUCUUGCAGAAGUUUUGCCCUUCUUAUGAUAAAUUUUCUGCACAUGACUGAUUUGCACAAAACUAGUAACACUUAGCAUAGUGCAUAAGAAAGUAAGAAAAAUAAAGCUUUCUUGUAGCGUGUUCCUUGUAGCUACUACUUACAGUCCUGGUUUGGAGAGCUUAUACAAGGUUGCAUGGAGUAUCUGGGGAGUUUAUUCUGGAAAAAAAGUUGAUUUUCUUUUGCCUUUCAAUAUUCUCUACUCUUACACCAUCAGAAAUUCUCAACUACAUUGUCAGUGUAGUUGAAAGGCACUUCAUUGCUGGAAAUAAGUUACUUGCAAGCAUUUUACUUAGUGUUACUUGCAGUUGUCUUACUGAAAGGUUAAAGCCGUGUUCAUGACUCUUAAUCAUUCCGUAUCCCUGUAUUCAUUCACACAAUUAACUUGUAGUCUCACACCAGCAUUGCAGGAUUUCUUACAAAUGCUGAAUUUUGAGAACAUGGGACUUAUGGAUCACUCUGAAGGGAAAGAACCACUGAUUUGAUUUUUCUGUGUUGUACAAACAAAUUUUUUAAAAUGCAAACAGAUGAAGAAAUAAAGCAAAAGUUAAUACUUUGCGUGCUGACUGGACUCACGGAGACCAUUUUGCUUUAAAGGUGACUUAUCUCGCAUCCCUCUGUUUUAAAACAGAAGUAAUUUUUUUAAUUUUUUUUUUUAAUAAGGAAGAUCUGGAAAACUCAUGUAUCUGGAACAAUGUCAGCUGUCAGCUUAUCUGUUAACAGCAGUCCCUUACUAUUAUUAAAUACAAUUGCUGGAAAAAAAAAAAGUCUUGAGUCUCACAUCUUAAUUAAAGACAGGGAUGUUAAUUUUUGAAGAUUUUUUUUUUUCUGAAGUGUAUAUUAGUUUCAGAAAAUGAGGGUGUUUUUUUCUUUUCAGUACCCUCAGUGUGAAUUUUCAACUUCAUUUUAAUAUACCUAUGACUUACUCAUUUGUCUAGCAUUUUAGAUUAGCUGUUCCUUGUUUUAAGAAUAAAAGCUUCCUCCAUCACAGGAACUUUUAAAAAAUAAAAUAUUUCUGGAUGAAAAAUAUUUUUUCUUUCCUCCCCUUUGUCCGUCACUUUAAAUACAGUUUUAACAAUUAGAAACACCGUGUUGGUUAAGCAUGAAAAAAUGUGUAGUUAUACUUUCAUGUUGUUUAACAAUUUGUUGGUAACUGAGAAAGUUCUCAAAGAAACUGAUUUUUUAGAGGUGAAAAAACUCCAGUGUCCUUGAUGCAUCUCUUACAAGAACCUCUUGAAAGCAAAAUAACUAGUUUUAUUUCAAAAAUUAAACAAGGGAGUGUUUUUACAAUGCAUUGAUGACUGCAAAGACAUUAAUAUGCUGGAGACUUCAUAAUUUAAUCAGAUUCUUUGUGUAUUGUUUGUGUGGAUAAAGCAUCAUUUUAAGAAAAAAAAUUAAGUAAACUUCUCAGGAAGAAUUUCUUCCAUUUAAAUUGGUUCUUACGUGCAGUGUAUGUAGUCAUGUGAAUGUAUGCAUGUAUACAUACAGUAUAGGUGUAAGUUAUUGCCAAGAUAGAAUACAUCUGAUUAAUGAUCACAGGUGUUGGUUAUUGUUGUGACUUCAAACAAAAUGUGCUUUGCAAAUAGCAUUCAUCUCCUCUUCUUGCCAAAUAAAAUAUCCAAAUAUAAACUGGAUGCUAGUAUCAGGGAGAGCAGCACCUUUGAGAAGGCUGCAAAUAUGUUACGGCCUUAAUUUCAUUGAAAGCAUUGCCUCUCUUGGAAGUCGAAGAUGAAAGCAUUUGAGAGAGAUACUUUGUGUUAGGGUUUUUUGUGAGGGUUGUGGGUAACUGUGUAUAGGUUUUUAAUACUCAAACAAAAAAACCUUCCCUCUUCCCGAAGUCUGAACACUGUGGUGUUGCUAGGCCCUUUUAAUUUAUCAUUUUAGGGAGCUUGCUUUCCUACUAAUGCAGAAGCUGAAGAAGAAGCUAUGUGUAUUAUUUGCUCAUGGAAAUGCAGAACAAGUAGUAUAAACAACAGAAGAGGCUGUUUAUUAAAAAAAAAAAAGCUCAUCCAAGAGGUAAAUGAAAUGAGUAUAUUCCAGGGUGCCUUUCUGUGCACUGCUGGGCAGGGCACAGGACUCCGCGCUUGUGCUGUGGAUGUUGCUUCAUCAGUCUUUGCAGGGGUGUUUAGUGUCUGGGGGCCCCCUAAACUAACGGGGGUGGGCCUGGAUGUCACAGCAGCUGCAGCUGCAGGUCGUGGCUUGCCAGGCUGCCUGCGAGGGCAGGGGGAGCUGCCAGGUGCCUGGUUUGGGGGGCAGCCUGUGCUUCUUGAGACUGGUGAGCUCAGCUGCAGGGUGGACACAAAGCCUUUGAGAGAUACUGUUUCCCCAGGCUGUCACUUGGGUUCUUACUCGGCAGCUGAUGCGUUUCAUUGGGAAACGCACCAUCAGACAAGCAUGCUUUUAGACUCCAAGUGGCUUUGGAGCAGCUGUACUUACGGCUAAAUAAAUAUAACCCUCUGUAAGAGCAAAUAACUUUUCUACCAGAUAUAUGCACAGAUGGAUUGUAAUCAUACUGAGGCCUGUGUUUGCCUCAACAAGAGAAAAAAACCUAUUUGGUAGAGAGCUAUAAAUGGAAAUUUGUGCUUAGACUGGCUUGCAGCAGUGGUUGGAGAACAUUGCUCCAGCCUAGUAUGAACGAGAUAGGCAUUCAGGGUGUUUGUAAAACUACACAAGCUAGGGAGACACAGGACAUGAGCUACAACUGGAAUGUACUUUAAGAUUUAUUGGUCCCCUUAUGCCUACAUAAGUGUCUGGGAGCAGUUCUACAGCAGUGGGAGUGUACCUGGAUAAGAGAGAUGAAUGUGCCAGAGGUACUGACAUACUGGAUAUCUGUAUGCUCAGAGAGGGCAGGGGAGGGAGGACAGACAGCCUUCCCUGCUGGGGGAAACCCGGUGUCUCGACACCUCUAAAACACAGAUUUCAUUUUGGAUAGAAAAAUAAGAUUUUUUUUUUUUAAGAAUGCUAAUUUGGAAGAUAUUUAGUAAUUACAGCUACAUUUCCUAAAAUAUUUGAUUGUAAGUACAGUACAGAGCUAAAAUUAUAUGCAGACAGCACUUAUGCAGGCUGCUGCUUCUUCAGGAAGAAAUUAUGAUACAAAAAUAGUCAAUCUGGAAUAAGAUCAUUCCAUGAUUUUUUUUUUCUUUAAUGAAUGAGAGACUUCUUUAAUUAUUACUUUAAUGAAGUAUUGUUGAUCACUUCAUCUUCAAAUACUAAGAUACUUUAAUGAAGAAGCAUUUUGCUUUAAAAAGGCAGCUUCAAACUGAAAGCAAACUUGUAGAUUAAAACAACACCCUUCUGUGUCUUAAAAUAAAUGGAUUGUAUCUCUUGACAGAAAUGGUGCCGGUAUCCAGAGGAGGCUUUAUUAGGGCCAUGUGAUGGAAUUGCAUGCCUUAAAAGACUAAACAGUGUCUUUAAAUUAGUGCAUACAUUUCCAAUUGUAUUUUUUUUCUUUUAAGUUGUUAAGCUUUAGCAUGGGAGAGCAGAGGUGGUCAGUGGUUGCUGUUAGACACUGAGGUUCUCCAGAAGGCCUGGGAAGGGCACGGUGCUGCAGUUGCGGUGCCUGUUUGCUGAGGUCUGUGUGGCAGAAGAGGCGGCCACAGAUCUCGGGUCAGAGCUCGCUCUGCUCCAUAGGCCAGUUUUCCACAACCCUCAGCAAACUGGUCACCACUGAUUACUCUUUCCACGUGUUGAUUUCGUGCGUGAAGUUACUUUAGGGAAUUGAAGCCAAAAUUCAGGAGUUAGAAGGUUAAUAAUUUCCCUUGCCUUUUGGCUGUGUGUACAAUUUGCUUGGAGGGAGAGAGGGGAGAGUGUUAACCAUUUACAAGUAUACAUCUCCCCUUGUUCCUCCCCAGAAUGAUUGCGGAAAUUAUUUCUAGGCUGGUGUAGUGAAACAGCUAAGUUGCUCUCAAUAGUUGUAAGUACAGAGAUUAGCAAGAUAUUGUUACUGAAGAGUUAGUUCUCCACAGUGAACAGGAAAAGAAAUGCGUCCAUAUUUGGCUGAGGAAAUUUUUACGAUUGCAGCUAGACAAGGAAAGUAUCUUUAUUGCUAUGGACUUCAUUUUAAACUGCUUAUCUGAAGACUGCCAGAAGUGUCAUUUUACUUGCUUAAGGUAUAAAAAGUUUGAAAAGUUGGAGAGUGGUAAGCAAUUUCCUUUUUUAACAUUAGAGUUGCAGAUCUGCUUAUUUUAGAAUUUGACAAGAGAGCUGGUGAAGUGAUACUGGGAGUUGAGCAACUGACAGGUGGGGUUUUCCAGCUGCUGCCCUUAAAAAAACUGAGCAUUUAAAUUCGAUGUCUAGUGAAUGUUAGGUGGAUGUAUGUGUAUGAAAUUUUUCAAAUUAUUUUUGAGAAUUCACGCUCUUUCAAACCAUAAACAGUUCCUCCAAUGAUAUUGAGAAAUUUGGCACGCUGUAUUAUUUCCAUAUUCAAAAAAAAAAGUGUUAUUCCUCUUCCAAAUAAAAUACAUAUAUAUUAACAUGUGAAAUGUUUGGGAAAAACUUAUGUUUCUUCAAGGAGGGGGAGCUGAUAAGUAUAACUAAAGUGGUAAACAACUUCUUUUUAUUAGCUUUUUUACGUUCAAAUCUGUCCUGUUACUUUCAGAUAAGCUAGAAGUAAAAAAAUUACAUUAAAGAAAUUACCAUUAUGAGCAACUACUUUAAAAACCAAAUACAGUAAGAAGCUGUUACAGUUGCUUUAUUGGACGGAUGGUUCAUGUCUUUUGAAACAGUUUGUCCUGCUGUGGUAUCUUUGUGGAACUAAGUAUAUUUAACUGGAAGGCACCACAUUCUAGAAAAUAGACAAAAUGUACUGGGAAUGUGUGUGCAAGAGGAAGUGCAUCUGCAGGGACCCAUACACUUCUGGUUUCAGAAGGGAGAUAUUUUCUUCUUCCUGCUAGUUUUUUAGUCAUCUCACCUUUUUCUCGUGUGUUGGCUUCCUACGUGUUGCAGCAUGAAUGGAAACCAACCAUUGUACUUGACCUCAGUCUGAAAUCAAAAGUGCUCUGGGCCUCUGAAGCUGCUGCUUGGGGGAAUCCCCAUCUCUGCACAGAUGCUACUGUGGAGGUUUGUGCCAGCAAAAGGGUCGCACAUGUUGCUGAAUGUACCUGAAGAAUGUGGAAACCUUGCUUUUGUGAAGGACUAAGUUUAGAAAUGGCUACAAUAAUACAAACUUAGCCUGCUACGUGCAGGAGCUAAGUACAUGUAGAAGCUGUUCUUUUGUAUGAACUUUUUUCCUGGAUGGUCUUAUGUGCAGAUAGUGAUGAGUGUGAAUUUUCUUCUGGUUUUUGUUCAGUUUUGUGGCUCUAACAGUACUUUCGUGACUGUGAUUUGACAGAUUUUGUCUGCAGGGAACCUUUUGUGCUGAGUUGUCAGGAUUUUUAGUAAGGACGGGAGAGAACAAAGCCACAAAUAUAACUGGUGGGAGAGUCAGGAGCAGAAUUGACUUAAUCUACUGUAAUAGCUGAAUUUCAUCACAGUUAUGUGCAAAUUAGUACUUGUUCUUUCUAAUAUUGUGAUUUAGCAUGCUGUAUGCAUAACCCUCAAGGAUAUUUUUUUUUUGUAAGCAGCGGCUAUAAAUACAUAGCUUUUUAUGGAGAGACAAGAAACCAAGACGUGGAAUUUCAUCUCUAGUGUAUGCCUCUAUUUUAUUUUUUCUGUUACGCUUUGAUGCAUUUCACAACCAGAUGUCUGAUGGUUCUGCUCCUCCCUUGGUCUCCCUCCCCCCCCUCAAAUGACAGAAAUCUGACUUUUGUGACUUCAGAGCAGAAUGGGGACUGAGGACCGUGGUUGUGCCCCCUGCCUCUGGGGCCUCAGAAGGGCCCAUGGUGGCAAUGACAAAGCCCAUUCCAUGAUCUGCUGAGAGAGUCCUUGUUCCUGCAGACCAACUGCUGUGAUCUCUGCCGCGUUCCUGUGAAAAAUCAGCAUGAGUUUUGCUCUUAACUUGGCCAUAGACAGGGUCAAAGAGAAUAUUCAGUUAGAGGGCUCAAGGGGCAGGAGUUUGUCCCUGCACGGGUGGGCUCUGAGCACGUGUGACUCCAACGCAUCUGUUUCUUGUGGGCCUGAAAGCUGUUUCUUAUUUGUGGCACCUCAGAUUUUGCAGUUGUGGGAAAAGAACAAAAAGUCUUUUCCCUUGGAGUGGUUGUCAGGAAGGAGGUCGCAAAGAUGAGAGGAACAUACAUGUCACAGUAAUUGCUAAAAGCGCUGUCUUGCAGGAUUUAAGAGCCCCCUUUCCUUUUGUUAUUCUCUGUUUCCGAAGUGUCAUUUUAUGGUUAUAGUGGUCAUAACUGAUGUAAACAGAUGCAAAUCUGUAUCAAAGCUAAUCUACUUAUAGCUAUAAAUUAGUAUAUUCCUUUUUUCUUUAUUUAAAUUUGUAAUUGCAUGCAAGGAAGGAAUUUGAUGAGGCUAUUAAGCAUUGUUACCUAAUCCCUAGACAAAAUUAAUAACAAUGUCAUGUUUGCACUUGAAUAGUUCUGCCCAGUAUUCCUGAAUUGCUCUGUGUCCCCUGGACAUCAUUGCAGCCAAGGCUAGUGUAUCGGUAUGCAUAUAUGCCUUAUAAGUGACAACUCUAAUAAAAGCUAGAAAAAUGUUUUUAGAUCCAUGGUAAACCUGCACUGACUGCUGUAUGCUUAUCUUAAGUUCACCAUUAUGCAUGACACAGUGUCUCAUGGGCGGGCUGAAAUAGGAAGAAAUACCUCAGAGAAGCUUCAUUUGCACUUUAGCCAUCCUUAGGGUGGGAUUUCAACCUGAGUAAGAGACUAAACAUGAUUGAAAGGUUAGGGCACUAGCUUGACACUGAGUUGUGUUCCCUGCUCUGUCAUAGACCUCUUAGGCAAGUCGCUUUGUAGUCUCUCUCUCUGACUUAGUCCCCUUCAAUAAAAAGGGAAUAAUAGUAGUUCCCUCCUUUAAAGAGGUGUUGCCAGAGUAAGUGCAUUAAAGAGUAUGUGGUGCUGUUAUGAGGCCAUGCAACUCUGUAAAGUAGCAAUUGCUGUAAUUCAGUUUCUGUACUACAGUGCAAGAAAUGCAGCUAUGGACAAUAAAAAGAGUCAUUUGCCGUACAAAGGCAUCGUAGAACACUGGGGAGUGUUGGUUAGAGAUCUCUAGUAUGAGACUGACAUACGAAUGUUAGAGCUCUUGUACAGAUAUGGGUGGAUGAACUUCUGUGUGCUUUAGAAGACAUUGUGAUUUUUAUAUCAAAAUAGCCUUAACAUUUACAUCAGGGUGGGAGGAGUUCUAUGGAGUAUUUUAAGAAGUGGUUUUCUAUACCAGGUUCUAAAUUUCAGUGUAUCUGUUCAAAUUGAAGAUGCUUUGCUUGACCUCUUACAAAUGCAGUCUGCAUCUGCACAGUGUGAAGAAGUGAAUAGUGGACAAAACUGAGAUCAAGGAAUUCCAGAAGAAUAAUAUCUUGUUGGCUACCCCUUCACUCUUUAGUGCAAAACAGCCUGCUUUGUUUCUCUUUGUGUACCUGUUGAAAAUACAGAAUGUUGCACUGUACAGAUGUUGUGACGUGGGAUGAAUUGGUGUUAAUAUAUUGCUUUGAUUGUUGCAAAGUGUUAUAUAAAAGUGAAGUAUUCCAAUAAUGUCAAGUUUGUUUGUGGGCAAGUUCCUCCAACUACUUUCCCCAAUCAAAAUUUGUCUUCAGUGUAGCAACUAGUGCAGUGUUUUUCUAUCUCAGUUGAUUUUGUACAUCUUUCCCAAAUGGAAAUGAAUGUCAGCCUGCUGGUGGGAGACUGGACAUUCUUAUUGUUUGGAGAUUAGUUGAAAAUACAGUUAUCAAAAGCUCUGGGACAUGUUAAACUAGUAAAGUAUUUUAAAUAAGAGAGUGCUAUUAUUAAUAUCUAGCCGUUGUGCAAAAAUAGUUUAGAAUCCACUGGCUGCAUUAUGGAUUGUAAAGGCUCAUCGGUCUCAGAAUUUAGUUUUCUUCAGUGUGAGAGGAUCAGGUAAAUGCAAUUCAUACACCUGAAGGGAUGAUUAGUUCAUUAGCCUUUCAUUCUGAGAGUUGAAACUGUUUUAUGUAAAUGAUUUUUAAAUUUUUUUUUUAAUGUGUAGCGAUUUCUUCUGGAGAUGGUCAAGUGUUUAGCACUGAUCCUCUUACUGGCUCUUCUAAUAAGUUCCUGUGUGACUUCCCAAUUAUUUAUGGCCGUAUUUUCACAGUUGGGAAGGACUUUCUGUUCCUCUUAAUAGCAAUCACACAGUUUGUAUAUUUAGCAAAUACAGCUAUUCAAAGUGUAAUGUGGGAUUAUUGAUCCAAAAUGUUAUGUCUUCAAUUAGAACGCAUGUUACACUUCCGUUCUGCAUAACACUCACAAAAUUCCAUUGAUCAUUGCAACCUUAAUUUUGUGUUUUAUUAAGAACUGAGUAUUUAGCUCAAUUUAAAAUGGUUUUGUUAGGAUUUUUAAUAGAGAACACUUUUCCUUAUGCUGUUAUUGAAUGGCAUUUUUCCUUUCUAAUUGUAACAUGCAGGAUGGAUGGUUGGUUUGGUUUCAGGUAGGCUUGUUGAGCUGAAUCUUUGGGAAGCUUCUGACUUUGCUCUGAGUAAGUAUGAGGCUGGUGACACGUAUGGCCAGUUGUGAAAGUACUUCAUAAUGUUAGUAAGGAUACAAAUAAGCUACUACAGAAAUGGAAGAGGUUUGCUUUGGAUUUGGUCGGGUAUUGGGGCCAGCCAUCUGCUCUUUCUUUGUUUCUUUCUUUCCUCCACUGAAAUCCCUGUGGUUAAAAUGAGGAGGAGGUUGGGCAGGUAACAGGCAGGGAGCUCUGAAUCUGGGGGCCAGGAUAGUGCUCUGAUUCAUUAACUAACGAUUAAGAAAUUGGAGUGCUCUCUGGGCCCUUGAAUUCUUUAAACCUUGCUGGUAAUCCCCUGUGUGAUGAUUGUGCUUGCCCGUGUCUUUCAGCGUUCUACUCCCAGUAUUAACUAGUCUGCAUUUGCUUACCUUUGUUGUUGUUUUAAUGCCACAGUCAUGGCCAAGAGCUUGCUGUACCGAACAGCACAAUAAAAAAAAAACCUUUUAUAUUCAAUAGCGACCACAAAACUUCUCAAAAUACAUAAUUUUAGAAAUUUGAACUGAAGUCCUGUCAGUGCUGUUAAAGACUUGACUAUUGGAGUAGUUUUAUAACAGAUUAGCUCAGUCCGUAGUGGGAUCUGUGUGGAUGUGGGCAAACCAAGACCAGCACUGCUUCAGCUUAUGUAACUGCUGACAAACAAAAAGAUAUUUCUGGGUCGAGGAAGGCAUAUGACAAAAGAACAACUAUGUUAUUAUUUGUGUGAACUUUCUCCUUCAUUUUUUCAGCCCCAUCCCUCUUUGGUUAUCGCUACACUGUUGCAUCACGUCUCAAAUUAGACUUUUAAGCUCUUCGUGGAAGAAUCCCCGUCUAGCCUGUUAGUGGGUAUUGUUAAAGAUAAUACAACUUUUGUGACCUCAGCUCUUCAUGAAUAUCAGUGUAUUGAGUUUCAGGUAUUAUUCUAAUUUUAUGAACUGAUCUGAAGUGGGUGGCUUAAGAUCCGUGUCUGUGGCAAAGCUGGAAUUUGAUCCCAGAUCCUCUGAGGUUCUGCCUUUGCUUUUAGUCCCAGCUGUUCUCCAGCCAGGCUUGGGCGAGUGAUGAUGUCUCCUUGCUGCCAUCAGGAGUGUCUCUGCCGAGAGCUGCGGACUAGGUUUCGGGUGCAUUUAUCUGUCAUGAAGAAACCUCUGGGAAUGGAAAGUUUCAUCAUCUAUAUUGAACUUUCCUCUUUCUCUUCCCUUAUUUGUAGGCUGUUACCUCUUGUAAAGCCUUGAAGUAAUCUCUGAAGCCCUAAAGCUGUGGUAUUCCAUACACUGGAUACCUACGUAUGUCUGAUUUUGUGACGGAGUGCUGGAGCGGUCAGGGUGGAGACAACUGGACCUGCAGCAAUCUUUCCUGUUGCAGCCCAGUGCAUUCAGAUGGGUUUUCUUCUCAGGGCUAAAGUGCAGAGAGGUUGGGUCUGUCUCUGGGGUGUAUCCUUGCAAUUCUGCAGCUGGAGUGUUUGUGGCAGGACAGGCAUUGGGAGCGAAGGACAUGUGGCUGUGUCAGCUGUGGGAACGCGAGGGCUGGGAGAAGCUGUCGGCUGCUCUUUGCCAUUCUGACUCUGGAGCCUGCUGUGAUUCCUGCGUGUUGGAGUAUUCAUCCCACUGUUGCUAGCAACUGCCUUCCCUGACAGCUCCAAACAAAAAAGCUUAAUAUAGCCAUCUAAAUGCUUACAAUUAGAAGAACAGUUAACCCAUUUCCAGUGGGAAAGAAUAGUAUGUUCGUGUAACUUUAUGAAGCCUGAAAGCAGCGUUUCAUACUCCUUAAUUGCUGUGCUCUUUCUGUGCUCUAAGGCCACCCAAACCUCUUCAGAUCAUGGCAUUUAUCAUGAUGACAGACUAUAAUAACUAAUAUUCCUAACUUCAGUACAGUUUAUAAACAUAAACUAAUUUAAGAAAUGUACCAUAUACCUAUUUUGUUAAAGGGUAAGCCUGCACUGUGUUGCAAAACCAUUUGUAAAGGUGGGAUUUCCUGCAUAUUUCCUGCAUAUUUCUUUACAGAAGUCCAAUUUAUGUAGCUGUCUCUUGCUUAUAACUCUCUCUAAGAAUUUCAUGUUGUUGCUUUGCAAGGCGAUAGAUGAGUCUGGUGAAAAUCAUGAAUCUUGUUUUCAUGAGAUGAGAUUUGUGCAAAAUUUCAAUUAGUGUGGAAAUACCACUCAAAGUUUUGCUUGAUAAUGAAUCAAAUUUAGGAUCUGACUAUUUGCUGUAGUACCUUUUCAAUAGCUGGUAGAAACAACAUCAUCAGUUCCUUCGAAAAUAAAUCAGGGUGGGUUUUUUUUCCUUUUGUUCUUUGUUUAAUAAUCGUCUAAGUUUUAAAUUCUGGUCUGUCUCUUUAAUAGUUUUUCUUCCUCACUCAUGCUGAUUUUGUUCUGUUGGAGCUGUUUGUAUAAGCCAGGUGUUGUCUGGCUUGCUUGUUGUAAGGACAAGAGUAAUCAGCACUUAAUGGGCAUUUUCUGUGUAACAAAUUUUGUGGCUUUCUCAUCCCUUUAAAAUAAAAUUAUGUGGAAAAUCCCAGGUGUAUUUUGAAAAGUGAACCUCUAGUACUCUCAAAGGACUGUUUUCUGAAAACUUCCUUUUGAGGUGCAUCUGUGGUAUUUCAGACCCCGUAAUUCAAAAGCCAAAAAUGCUUCUCUAUAAUGUCCUCCACACUAUAAUGCUUCUAUGUCAUUAGUUAGAAUGUGGAAAAUUGUGGUGAUAGGGAAUAAGUAAAACUACAUAUAUGGAUGUAAAUAGUGGGUCAAACUAUAAGCAGAAUGCAUGCUUAGGUGAAUUUUAAGAAAAUUAUAACAGAAAAGAAAGCUGCCUAGUCAAAUAACAUCUAUGUGAACACAUUUUCACUGCUUCUACUUUAUGACAUCCUUUACUAUAAUUGACCAAAAUAUUUUACUUAAGUAGGAUUUGUAUUUCUCCUUGGUUUGAUUAGCUCAUGAGGUGUAGUUAAUAUUUUCUUCUUGCAUAUGUAUAUUUUUCCUAAAUAGUAUGGCAGUUCUACAUUCUGUGUUCUUUUACUUGCUGUAGGUAAUUAACCUAUGAUACUGAGUGUCAGGAGUGAUCUAGAUUGGAGCAGUAGUUUGUCCCAUCUGGUGGUGCAAUGCAAGCUACCAGAUUUGGUGGCACAUAGUCCUUCAGCAUGGCCAUUGUCUCCCCUGCUUCACAUCGCAGAGCUGAUGGAUGUCACUUUCGAAUCUCUGGUUAGUACGGUGGUUUCAUACAGCUUUACUAAUCCCAGCCGCUGAAAAUGGGAAAGUGAAAGUGGUAACAAAGUAAUUUGAACCAUGCUGUCCUCAGGGCAGAGAUGCCCUUCAAGUCAGUCAUAGCUUUAGUCUUUCUCUGCAGUAGAAAUGGGCCAAUCACCUGAAAAUUUGGGUAGGCCAUAAAUGUCUUGGAUGUGUGCUACUUACUUAGGUAUGCAUUGGCCUGCCCCAGGCAGGCGCCUUCGGGCAGCAGGGCAAGUUGUCAGGCUGCCUGGAUGCCAUGUUUUCCCUUCUGUUGUCUGCCUGUGCAGCAGCUUUCCUUUGAUCUCUUUGCCCCUGUUAUGGGCAGGCUGUAAAGAGUUCCUUCUUUGCUAUGCAGUUACUCAAACAAGUAAGCCUUCCCCAUUUUAUAGGCGUUAUUGAUUCUAGGACUUUUAUCUGGUACAGUUCUUGGAGGUGUUGUGGGGGGAUGGUUGUUCGUUCUUUUGUAGUGGGGUUCUUUUAAACCGGAGAAUGUUCAGGUGAUUGGUUUUGCUUGUUCACUUUGGAUUUCAGUUGCUGCCCUUCUGUGGUGCAAGGCUCCUGGAAAAUUGCUGUAGAGAAAGGCUUUCUAGGUGUCUGUGGAAAAUGCUUUCCCAUUCAAGAUAAGGUGACAGGGAUAUAAAGCCAGCAUCCUCCAUUUAAGUUUUUUGGCUUUCUCAGACAAUGUUGUGCUUCUCAGUUGCUUUGAGCUUUCUCCUGCCUUUCUUCAGAAGAGAGAUUACUGUGCUCUGCUGUAUAGAAUUUGGAAACAUGGUCUGUUUUCUGUUUUUUCUUGUUCCAUCCUGGGGCAAUAUGUAGGAAAUCUGUGCUGUUAUCCUUCCUGUUCAAGGUGUCUGAAGGUGGUGAGUGGGAGGUUGCAAAUGAUCUGCAGGAAUUUUGCUAUAGCUAACUGUCUGGAAGAACAUGUGGCAGAGUGAGUGUGUGGGAGGGGGAGAGAUUGAAGCUGUUUUCGUAUACAGCAGAGUAAGCGUAGGAUAUGGAUAAGCUGUGCAAUAAGCUUGGCAAAUCUUCUGCCAAACACAAAAACUGACUCCUGUUUUCAUCGCUUUCUUGGUUCUUACUCAAGACCGUUGCAAUAGGUGGUGUUGGUUUCAUAGGCAGUGGUUUUCACUGGGGCAAACUUCUGUUAGCUGGAACAAGUUUCUUGUUUGUGAUGCCCUUUAAGUCUCCAGUCAUUAAAAAAACCCACAAACAAACACACGAAACACAAACAAAAAACAAACCCGCAAACACUACCACCAAAACCAGAAACAGAACCCACUCUAUUAAACUAUCUCUGUCCUGCUAUUGCACUGGGGGAAUUAAAUUUUCUUUGCCCUUUCUGCACAUAUGUAAAUAGCAAACCUGACUUUUAUCUUGUGCAUGUAGAUUUAAACCCGUGUUUUCUUGCAGGAUUGGAAAGGGAACUGGUAGCUAGGAUUCUAUAUUCUGUUCUUGAUUUUUUGACCUGGUUGGUUGUGUGAUCUUAGAAGUGAGUUAGUUCCUCUGGUUUUGUUCCUCAUUAGUAAAAUGUGCGUCAUGAUUCUUCACCUAUUUCAUAAAUGUGGGAUUUGACCAUAAUGAUGAGCAAAUUAAAGAAGGCUCAAUUGCUUUGUCUCAGAAGAACACUGACUAGCUUGCUGCAUUUGACUGAAUUGUAAAAAUUGUUGUUGGAGUCUGUUCAUCAUCAUUAAAAGUGAUUAAGCUUCUUGCAGCAGUAAUCAGUAAUUUGAAUUGGUGGCAGGAGGAUUUAGUGAGACAUUAUUCUCUUCUCUCUUAAUUUGACAGAUCUCCUGUAGCAAACUGUGGCAGUGUUGUUGCAGUUAAGUCAGUGAAUGUACAUUAGCUAGAACCCAGGAACACACUUCAUUUUUCACAUUAAAAAGAACACUUGUUAUUUUCUGCACCCUUAACUUUGCCAGGGUCUGAGGAGAGGUUGGAGUCUUUCCUGAGUCAUUUCUGCAGCAUUCUGUCAGAGACAAUUAUGCGCAAAUGAUCUCAAAGGAGAUUAGGAAUAUGCAAAAUUUAAACUUGCUUAUCAUGCCAAGUGUAAGUGGUGUAGUAAGUGAACUAAGGAAAAGUACAGGACAGCACAGCCCUCAGCAACUGAGCUGAAGAGUAGAGUUUAAGGUUACUACAAUGUGUAAGGUCGUGAACUUGAUAUAUUAAAUUGUGCAAAUAUGUGCAUAUUUAGUGAAGAGAGUAUUUAACGAAAUAGAGUAGUGACGGGUGGUUACUAAAUACACAGGCAAAAAGUUUUAGAGGGAGUUAAAGAUAUUUUCUAUUAAAUGGUUGCUGUGGACUGUUUUAAAUUUGUCCUCUAAAUCAAAUAACCUUUACACUUAAUUAAAACCUUUUUAAUGCCUUUUUUUUUUUUUUUUUUCAACAGCAAACUCUCCAGGCUAGUGAUAAACUAGGACAAGAUUGUUGCAAUGGAUAAGGAUGCCUAAAUGGUUUUGUAGAACCUAUUUUGGGUUGAGUAAAACCUGCUCAGGGCUGGUACCAGCCGAGUGAGUGCCUGUGCCCCACACUUCUCAGCAUAAAAGCAAUGCAAGGUGUCAUAACACUUCAAUAUAUUUGGAGGCAAGACACAGUAUCUUCUGGGAACUGCGGUAUCAGAACUGGCCCUGUGCUUUGUUCAAAGGACCUGUAACUAAGUGGACCCUACUGACCUCUGAACCACAAAGGAUAAGAGUGAAAAGAAGUGGGAGAACCACACGAAGAAAAAGGAAGUGGAUGCACUUUCAUCUGGACUUCUUUCCUGCCCUUUAUUACUAAAACUGAAUGGAAAAGAGAGACUUCUGUGCCUUUCCUCCCCCAGCCUCAGGGAUGGGUGGGUUGUAAAUACAGUGUAUGCAGCUGGGGGAAUAGACUGAACCAUGAAUCUUCAGGCUCAGCAAAAGUCUUCAAGCAAAAGGACUGGGAAACGGCUUGCCUAUUUUAGUGAGCAGGAAAUCCCUGUGUCAUCUAAAGAACCACAGCAGCAGCUUAAGGAAGGACAAUACUAUGGUCAUGGAGCGAAUGUACCGGUCUCCCAAACUGUGGAGAUUUCUCACACAGGAGGACUGACAAGUGCCCCCAACAAUGUUGCAUUGAUGAACUCUGUUUACAGUCAAGAUAGGGGAGAAUCAAUGAUGAUGCCCCAGACAGUAACAGCUGUCAAAUGGCAGAAUUCACUGAUGGGAAACCGGUUGCCAGAUAGGGGUGACAGCCACUGGCAGUCUCCACCGUCGAUGUGGAACCAUGGUAUGGUCUUUGGGGGCAACCCGAAAGGACCCCACUCCAAUGCUGGUGGCCCAGGCUUCUAUGGCCACCCAGAAGCCCUUAAGAGAAAUCAAGAGAAAGGAGUAUUCGUGUCACAGCUGGAUUUGUAUGGAGAUGCUGUCCAGCAGAUGAUGUCCCAGAAGGCUCAGCUGGAACAGCAAGCCCUGGUGAGACAGCAAGCUCAAAUGAAUUCUUUUCAUCAGAUGCAGAAACAGCAGCAGCAGAAUCAAAGUCUGCCGCUACAGCCUUUCCAACUUGCAUUUGGUCACCAGGGCCAAAAGCAGGGUCUUCCUGAAUUAUUACACGUCUUUCAAGAAGCCCCAGCUUCUUCCAGUCCAGCAUUUACUGCUCAACAGAAACAGCAAGCUCUUCCCCAGCUACAACUGUUUGAGAAUUUCUACCCUCAGCAGCAGCAGCAGGCUGCCACACAAGCCUUCAGCCUGCAGCAAACGACUUCCAUAGCACAGCCUCAUGUGGCAGCUGCAGCGCCUCAGCAUCACAUGAUGGCACAUCAGUUUCAGCAGCCAGAGAGGAACCAGGAACUAUUCAAGGCUCUAACAGAGCAGAACCAACAGACUGUCCUACCUCAGACCCAGAUUCCCUUUCCAAGGAGGUCACGGAGACUCUCCAAAGAAGGUGUCCUGCUGACAUCUACAGGAGAAGUGGUGGCUUCCAAGCAGGCAGAAGAACAAGCCAGCAAUUUAUUUCUGCAUCCCUGGCAAACGCAUCAGCAAGAGGUCCCAUUACAGCAGCUGCCUGAAUCGCUGGCCCACAGCAAAAGCAGCUUUUUGCACCCCAAGAGACUGGAUAUGGGGCAGAAGGAUGUCCUGGUGAAUAGUGAGCUGUGCCAGAUGGAAACAGACAGACAACCCACAGCCCAGAAUGGCAGAGAAGGGGAGAAACAGGUGGCAGCAGCUGAAGAAAAUACUCAGAGCACUAAUGAUUUUCAGGGUGUCAGAGGUGGUGUAAUCCAGAGUACACGACGGAGACGGCGUGUUUCUCAGGAAGCAAAUUUGCUAACUUUGGCCCAAAAAGCUGUUGAGCUGGCUUCUCUUCAGAAUGUAAAGGAACUGGAUACUUCAGAAGAGAAGAGUGUGCUGAUGGCUGCUCCAGGGCCUACAGCUGCAAAAAGUGUUGUGGAGUUUGCCAGUUCUUCACCAGCUCCGAAAAGAGCCCGGGAGGACAACAGCCUCAUGCCUCUUAUCAUUCCGGUGUCUGUGCCAGUGAGAAAAAUUGACUUGCAGAGCCUUGGAAAGGAAAAGUCUGAGGAUGGAAAGCUCCAGAGAGGCCAAACAAAUGAUCGAGCUUCUUGUGAACGCAAACCUUCUGUGAUAGUCACUCGGAGGCGAUCUAAUCGUAGUACUAACAUGGAAACCUCAAAUCAGCAUGAAGAUGCUGCUCCAAAGGAUGAAGCAGAGGGCUUUGCCCGGAAACCAAAGCAGCGGCCAAGACCUGAGCCACUCUUCAUACCACCAAAAGCUGGCACCUUUAUUGCACCCCCUGUUUAUUCUAACAUUACUCCGUAUCAGAGUCACUUACGGUCACCUGUCCGUCUGGCAGAUCAUCCUUCAGAUAGGAACUUUGAGCUACCUCCUUACACUCCUCCACCAAUUCUUAGUCCAGUGAGGGAAGGCUCUGGGCUAUAUUUUAAUGCUAUCCUCUCUUCAAGUGGUCUUUCAGUUCCACCUCCAAUGACUCCCAAAAGUGCUCACAGAACUCUGCUUAGAUCAAAUAGUUCAGAAGUCACCCCUCCUGUUCUUACGGUCGUGGGGGAAGCCACCCCAGUCAGUAUUGAACCGCGAAUAAACGUAGGAACUCGCUUUCAAGCAGAAAUCCCAUCACUCCAGGACAGAUCUCUGGCAGCAGCUGAUGAACAUAAAGCAGAGCUGGUGUGGCAGCCAUGGGGCGACCUGGAAACCAACAAAGUCACCCAGGAGAAUGUGGAAAACCUGCUAGCUGCUGCCUGUUCAAGCAUUUUUCCUGGGGGUGGAACCAACCAGGAGCUGGCGCUGCAUUUCUUACAUGAAGCCAAGGGAAGCAUUCUGGGAGCUUUGACCCAGCUGCUGUUGAAGAGGCCCGUACGAUCCCCUAUGCACCCUUUAGCAGAUUAUCACUACACAGGAUCAGACAAGUGGAAAGUUGCUGAAAAAAAGCUUUUCAACAAAGGCAUUGCCAUCUACAAGAAAGACUUUUUCUUGGUCCAAAAGCUUAUAAAAACCAAAACAGUGGCUCAGUGUGUGGAAUUCUACUACACAUACAAGAAACAAGUGAAAAUUGGUCGGAAUGGGACCUUAAUCUUUGGGGACAUUGAUGUUGCUAAUGAAAAGUCUAUGAAAGAUGAAGCUGAAGUUGACAUCAAGAGUUCCCAUAGGUUUGCACGUGUUCUUCCUCCCAGAAGGGAUAUUUACAGUGAAGAACAGGGGCAUGUGGAGGAGGAGGAGGAAGAGGAAGAAGAAGAGGAAGCAGAGGAAGGGUUGGAUAACAGAAAGAAGAGCACAGUUCCUCUCAAAGAUGAACAGACACUACAGGAUGGUUUAAUAGCCCACGAUGCCAGCAUGAGGAGUCAAGAGGCAACUGUCACGGGCAGAAUUGGGAGGAAGCCAAGAGAGACACCAGUGAAGCCUCGAAAGCCUGUUACUGCUCCGGUGCACAGGAGGAGGCGGAAACAGAAGAUAAAAUCAGAUGCUACCAGUAAAACUCCGAACACAGAAAACACAUUUCCAUGUAAAAAAUGUGGCAGGGUGUUCUACAAGGUGAAGAGCCGCAGCGCUCACAUGAAGAGCCAUGCGGAGCAGGAAAAGAAGGCAGCCGCGCUGAAGCAGCAGGAGCGGGAGGCGGCAGCGGCAGCAGCAGCCGCGCAGAGCCGGGCCCAGCAGGAUGAGAGCAGCGAGAGCGGGAGCAGCAGCAGCGGGAGCAGCAGCACGAGCUCAGAUGAAGAUGGAGAAAUAUAGCAGCAGACCAGAAGUGGAGGGAGUAGCAAGGCUGGACCCAACCUCCCUCUUGGCGGUCUCAGUUUUUUUGUUUGCACUUUUCUUACCUGAACCAUCAGGUCUCAGUUUCAGUGCUGCCGUUCCCUCACGCCACAUGUUCCACUUCACCUUGCCAGUACUGACCAAGCCGGAGUGGUGGAUGGAAAGAUUUGUUUCAACUUGGAUUUUAUUUUUUAAACAAAUAAGAUUUCUAUUCUAUUUAUAAUUAUACCUGAGGUACAUGAUAGAACAAUGUCACCUGCAGUGGAAGUAAGUUCUCUUUCGGGUCAGUCAGACCUUUCUUUUUGUGCUUGUCAGGAAUCAUGAUAACAGGACUCUUGGAUAUUAAGGUUUCCAGACUGGAGCAAAAAAACGAUGCUCUGCUCUGAGCUAAGUGUAUCCAGUUACUGUGACACUGGUGAUUUCUAGAUGUUUCCUUUCUCAGCAAGUUCUCUUUCCUGUUACACUUUCCUGGCUUUCUUUCUGAGCGUUUUUUUCAGGCCGCCAACAAGUUUUGUGGAAAGAUGGUGUUUGUCCUUUUGGCCUCUGCUUCGCAAAAUGAGAAGUGGGAUGAGCAAGACACUUUUUCCUUUUGAGAAGUUUUAUUUUUCAAAAGGAAGCCUGAGGUGCUUUUUAAAGUCCAUUAAGAAUGCAGCAAUGGAUAUGAAAAUAUCCUGUGGGAUUACAGUAGCCACAGGCCUUGCGGGUUGUCUCGUCUUGGAAAAAAAAAUAGUUUGUCUUUGAUUAACUUGAUGGAAAGUAGUCUGGGCUUCACAAGUGCAAUUUAAAAUGAAAACUGCUGGUUUUGACUUUGCAUAAAAGGGAGCAAGUUUGUUUAGUGAAAAUGAACCAAGACCUUCUCAUGCACUGGACUGUGUGCACCUCCGAGAUGGGAGGAACAGAGUCUCAUCUCCAGCAGCGAUCCCUCUGUGAAUAGCUUUUACCUCUUAACACAUCCAUUUCUGUCUUGUGACAGCCUUCAUUUAUUCCUCAAAGUUGCCAUUAUCAGGAGCUUGUAUGGUGGGACCCUAGUUCACCAAAUACUCCUGUCAGAAUGCACGUGCAGGAGGAGCUUGUCGUUUACUUCCCCGCUGGUGGCUGGACAGCCCUGCCUGCUGGGUUGUCCUGCUGUGAGCCCUGCUCUUUGCUGAAGGGCUGACUCUUACUUCACAACUGACACAUGCUGAUAGCCCAAAAAGUCUGGUCACCCCAAAGCCUGCUGGUGAAAGAGAGUUAAGAAGUGGUCCAGCUGACGUAGAUGUUAGAUUUGCACAGGAUUGUUCUGUACGUCUUUAUAGCCCACAUUCAUCAUUAUUUUGUAAAGACGUAAAGAAUCGGGUCACUUCCAUGUGCAGUCCCGGCCUCAUGCCCCAGCUGCCCGGCUCCCUCUCUCAGCCCGUGCUGGUCCCGCAGCGUCCUGGGUGCUGGCACUGUGCGAUGUGCUCUGGGUGACCCUGCCUCAGCAGGUGGGAUGGACUAGAUGAUCUCCAGAGGUCCCUUCCAACCCCAAUCGUUCUCUGAUUCUAUGAGUUGGCGUCUGCGCUGCCGCAGUGAUGCAAAACCGAAGGAGCUGAUUGCUCCUGCAUUCCCAAGCAGGGGUCCGGGGGGGUUGCUGUAUGUGAACCGCACAGUGUUCCCAACUGGAUGAUUUUUUAAUUUUGUAAAUCUUCACCCUUGAGGCUGCCAGAUAAACACCAGCUUAUCUAUGGAGAGUGGCUCUAACUCCAGCGUGCCCUCUGGCAAUCUUGUCCUGCCCCAUGGUUUUAGGCAACCAUGACCACUUCAGCCUCCAAGUCUUGGGAGGCUGUGUAUUGUACCGUGUUUGCUUUGACAAAUAUAUCCUUUUUCUUAAUAGUAGAAACAGUUGCUAUUCUUACAAAAUAAGUAGGAGUAUCAUUAAGGGCUGCACUUUUCUCAGUGUUGACACUUCAGCCUUUAAGUGUUCAGUUUUCUGCCAAGGUUUUAUUUGUCAUUCCUAACAAAAUUAGGUUUCCUUUCAGCAUUUGGAUGACUGUUUCAUGUCCCUACAUGCACGGGUCUUGUUGACUAACUAGGCCGUGGAAGCAGAUGGCAUGUCAUAAACUGUUAAAAUAAUUCAAAAACUGCAAAGAACAAAAAGCUACUGAACUUAUAAAAGAAGUUUAAGCAAAUCAGUCUUCCUAUUAAGAGUUUCAGCGUUGAUUAUUUUUCCUUUUGUAAAAUGGAGAAAAUGCUUAUCUACCAUUAGCCCAGGGCCCUUAAAGAGAACAGGAGCUUUGUCACGGUGUGCUGGGACAGACAGUAAGAGAAGCAACUGGACUGGGAUUAAUUCCAGUAAAAAGCAAUGAUGCAAUUACAAUUCUGAAGUGUGUUUCUGGGAAGUUGCCAAAAGUUUCCAGAUCUUGCAAACUGCAGGGCAGCAGUUCAGGAACAAGCAGGGCUUGUGAGUAUAUCUAGAAAGGCUUUAAAAUAAUGUAGGUAUAAUUAUACUGUUAGAAUGAAUGUAUAUGUCUGGAAUACUAGUGUUGCCGCUGUAGAACAGUGUGCAGCUACCUAACAGAGACUGGGAACACCUAGAAACACGUAACAAAUGGAGGUGGAAUUGGAACUGGCACACAUUGAGAAACAUGGCAAAAAUGAAGUGGUUUGGGUUGUUUUUUUUUUUUUAAUUGGAGAGGAGGUCUGAUUAAACUCAAACUAAAAUAAGGUUAAUCAAUACUGUCUUAGGAAAAUGCUUUCACUGCCCUUGCUAAAACAGUGCAAAAUCAAGCAGUGUGUAAUCCCUUAGGAAAAAACAGACUGUUCAUAUUGGGACAAACCACAGGUCUGUUUGGCUCCAGGUCUUGUUUCUGACAGUGAUCAGGAGCAGGCGCUCAGGAGAACGCAAGGGACAGUGCAGACUAGUGGGUGUCGUUCCAGCUGAAAAAUAGGAUGCUACACUAGAAGAACUUGCAUGUGUUCUCUGGCAAGGCAAAUCUGCAGAGAGGUUUGCGCUGAAAUGUACUGUUCUCCUUACAGGCAGAAAAUCAGGACAUUUCUCUGCCUUCUGCUAUUCUGCUCUGUGUAUCACCUGCAUUUACUGUAAUAUUUUUAGUGUCUGGAAGCAGGCCUGGGUGAUAAUGAGCAAACAUUUAGUCUUGGCCCUUAGGAAUUGUCAAACUUGAAGUGGUUUUAGGCACGGCAUAGCUAAUUAUGGUGACAACCGAUCAGACUCAAUGAAGUACAAAGAUAGAGGGAACAAAUGAUGGGAUUGUUUUAAGUACCAGUUUAAUCUUCUUUCAGAUAUGAUGAUGCUUGAAUGUAAGCAUUACUAUAGUCUUCCAACGACCAGAUCUUUCUCUGAUUCUCCCUAUUUUAAGAAAUUUAUAUGAGUAAUUUUUCCUCUCAUCAAGGAUACUCCAUAGAGGUGCUGAUAAGAACAAAUCAGAGGUUUUCUUUAAUUGCACAAAAAUGGUGUAAAUAUUACACACUGAAUCCAGUACUGGCUGUUUGUCUCCCACCCUGCUGCAGUAGAAGAGAACAGGAAGAUUUGAUACAGGGAGGGCUGUUACUGGAAGAAAAUCAGAAAAGGGCUUUUUUGAGGACACCCUCUAACAGCUGUGGGUUAGCAGAGCUGACCAAAAUCAGGUAAAUGUUCUAUGUAAGUGGCAUCAAAUGGACAUGUUUCUGAGCUUGUUUACAUAUUGCUAGUAGCCACCAGAAGGCCUCUUUUCUGUCAUGGUAAUAAGUAAAAAUGUUCCUCUGAGUGUCUUGUUUAAAAACAAACAAGCAAAACCAAACCUGCUGCCCAGUUUCUUGUGGUAGGAGUUUGGAAUUGACCCUACAUCUGAAUUAGAUCCUGCCUACUAGAAGAAGUUGGCAGAGAUUUGACAAACCAACCACUCCCCAGUUGCUGUGGACAAAGCAUUUGAACUGAAUUUGUCUAAUCUGGAAUGAAUUCUGUUACUCUUCAUAGCAUGGAAAAAAUAACUUGAGAGGCUCUUUACUGCAGCACAGUGUUAAUUUAAGGCUGUGUUGUUUUAAUCACAAUUUAAAAAAAAUAUAUUAUUUUCUAUGUUCUGUUGAUUUGUCCAUUUUAAACCCCUAUGCUCGUUAUCUUCCAUUGUUUAAAGGCAUCUUUACUGAUCCUUACUUAGUAUAAGGGCUUGCUGUUAAUUAAGAAAAAAGGCAGUAUAUGCCCAGUCAUUAAAUUGAGUUUGAACAAGGCAUCUCUUGGCUUUAGCUGCCUUUUCUAUGGGAACAAACACAAGAUUUAUAGACUCCAGUUCUGUGAAUGUGAUCUGCCUUCUACAGUGUGAGCCCAGGCUUCAGGGGGGGACGUACCCCAGAGCCAGGUGGCUGUAGUGCAACAGCUUUACCUGUUUGAGCGCUGAUGCCAGCCCUGGGCCUUGUGGAGCUGCAGCGACAGGUCAGGUUUUGCCCUGGUCACGUACUUGUGCCCCUGUUGUCUGCCCUUUGCAGGGAGAUUCAGUCUGUCAGGUUUGUGGUCUGCACGGGGUCGCACCUCUGUUUCCUAAGACUGUGUGUGUAUAUAACAACUAGAUACAUGCAUGCACUUACCUGAUAUAGCCGCAGGUGCUUUGCAGUCUCGCACAAGAGCAACAACUCUGCAUUUUAAUUUAUUUGAUGCUUUUUCCAUUUACUGAUAACAGGUAAUGGUAUCUGAGAUAAAUUCUGUAGCCCCUCCAUUUACUGAGUUCAGUCGGCUGUGUUGGACCUUGGCAUUUGGCCAGGCCCGGGCAGGAAUACAGGAGGUGGAAGGAGAGACAUUCUAAAGCUUAAAGGUAACUCCUCUAUUAAUCCCAAACUAGAGAUAAAACGUGAAGUCCAAAUUAGCUAAAAAUACCCUCUGAUUGAUCAAACUGAGGCUUUGGGUCAUUUUUUAUCAUUGCAACAAACUUAGAUUAAAAUCAGCAUUCAAAAAAAAGUGUUUCCUAAACAACAAAGAGUGAACUUUCUCCCUCUCGGCAAUGGCACACUUUCUAAUUCUCUUUCAGGCAGCAGACUAGAAAGUUUCUAUAUAUAUAUAUAUAUAUGUAUCCUAUUUUAAAGGAAAUGGGAGCAGGGAGGCCUGUAGCCAUAGGAGUCUUGUCUGCUGUCACACAGAGGCACUUUUAGCCCAGUGAUUACCUCGGCCAGAAACCUUACUCUAAACUGCAUUUUCCCACACAAACUUUCUCCCUGUUUUACCUUCUGAUGUAUGUCUGAAAGUUUAUAAAGCUUUAAAGAGACAGAGAAGCAGUGUCUACAAAUGGUGUUUGAUAUUUUUUGUUGUUUUUUGUGGGGGUGAGUUUCUAUGUGAAUUUGUCACUUGGGUUCAGCUGCUUUACUCACCCUCAUUUUCUCCCGUGUCAAACCUUAGGAAGACACAAACUUUGACUCCCCAGCUGUCUAAGGAUUUUUCUUUCCCAGAUUAGGAUUCCACUGACAGCUGAGCCUGAAAAAACUUUAACUUCUCCAGAUUAGAAGACAACAUAUAUUUUUAUAGAAAUGUAAUUGUAUAUUUUAAAAAACAGUUUCCUGCAGCUUCUCCACAUGUACCCUUGUAGUUCAGAUUUGAUAUAAACUUUUUUGUGUUCAUUCUUUUUAUGUUCUGUUUUAAAAUUUGUAGUCAAAGCUUUGUUGUACUGUACAGGAGCAGUCAGCCUUUGUAAUUACUAUAUAAAUGCUUUAUAAUAAAGUAUAUUACUUUAACAAGUGAGCAGACACUUCCUUUUGUGUGUUUGCUGCCUAGGGCACCUUUUAAAAAAAGACUGUUACAUGUUUAAAAUGUACAUAUAUAAAUAUAUUUACCUGUUGCUGUACAGUUGUCAUAGACUGGACUGAAUUUAUUUUUUGUGUGCUUUUUUAUAAAAUAUUAAUACACUAAAGGAAAUCUUGCUGAUGUGAUUGUAAUGUACUAUGUAACUUAUUUACUUAAUAUCCUCUAUAUAUCUAAAAAACCUUUUAUUAAAUGAGGUUUAAAAAAUU
Messenger RNA from Columba livia (rock pigeon), 27757 nucleotides. RefSeq names its product mitotic deacetylase associated SANT domain protein (gene MIDEAS). NCBI's taxonomy places the organism in Eukaryota, Metazoa, Chordata, Aves, Columbiformes, Columbidae. The transcript is spliced from 14 exons. Gene Ontology annotation, cellular component: histone deacetylase complex; transcription regulator complex. Gene Ontology annotation, molecular function: transcription corepressor activity. Gene Ontology annotation, biological process: negative regulation of DNA-templated transcription; regulation of transcription by RNA polymerase II. Bases 18455 to 21790 code for a protein of 1111 amino acids. The record is from RefSeq and is a predicted model, not a curated record.